AAUCUUUAAUCUUUAAAUUAAUUAUUUUAAGAUUAAUUUAAGAUUAAUUUAAUAUGAUCAUGGUUUUGGUUUGUUGCACAACCAGAGAAGCAUAAAUAGCAUGUUUGUUGUAACUUGCAAGUUACAACUCACCAUUUGUAUGUCAGGCAAAGCGACACUGAAUAUCUGAUUUUGCACUUCGAAUGGUUUUCAGCAGCUGCUUCUCGCCCACCUGAGCCUAAUGGUCAAUCGCUCGUAAAUGUCUUCAGAGCGUGGAUCAACACAGUCGGCAUGCAAUCCCUUGGCUAUUGGCUAUUGUUGCAAUCCCUGCUACUUGUGCUGCUAUUGUUGCCAUUGAGGCCGGCCUGUACAUUGUUGCCACCGGACCUGUCGCUCGUGCCGCUCGUGUCGCUAUUGUUGCCCGUUCUGCUGGCUGCUCCUGCUCUUGCAGGGCUAUCUCUAUCACUCACGACUCCAGAGGCUAUCUCUCCUUAUCUCCCAGAGCCACGAAAUGAUCAAAUUGCCAAACCACCACUGUUUGGCUCACUUUCGGUUCGUCCACACGCAGCUCCAAGGUGGUUGUACACACCUGCCGUUAAGGUUCAGUGUCUUCACUACAGACUCACUCUAGACUCACUUUAGACUCAAUUCCAAUUCUUCCAACCCGCUGUGUGUCUCUAGCCACUUUCCACACUACUGUGCUCUUUUCCCAUUUUCCGUC
Ascoidea rubescens DSM 1968 is the source of this 700-nucleotide messenger RNA. RefSeq lists its product as uncharacterized. The record is from RefSeq and is a predicted model, not a curated record. The transcript has a single exon. NCBI's taxonomy places the organism in Eukaryota, Fungi, Ascomycota, Saccharomycetes, Ascoideales, Ascoideaceae. Bases 271 to 621 code for a protein of 116 amino acids.